GUUCUCUGCAGGGCUUAGGUCCAUCCCGAGACCAGAGCCUUCCCCCAGGGCAGGGGCAAACGGGCCCCCUCCAGGAGGGAGCCGGAAGAUUAGGCAGCUCCAUGUAGGUCCACAUGUAGGUGAAAAGAACCCACCAUGAGGAAGGGCAAAAAGAAGAAGCCAGAGUCCAGACGCCGUGGCUCCACCUCUCAGCGGGCCAGCUCUGAAUCCACACCCCAGCAGGCCAGCUCAGAGUCUACACCCCAGCAGGCCAGCUCGGAGUCUACAUCGCAGCAGGCCAGCCCCAGGUCCACCCCUCGGCCCAGCCCUGGAUCCACACCACAGUCCAGCUGUGAAUCCACCUCCCAGCAGCCUGCACCCCAGGCUCUCCCAGCCCCAGAAAGCAGACCCUCGGCCCGGGCCCUGGCACCGGCCCCAGCCCCCGCCCUGGCCCCAGCCCCGGCCAGGGGCCAGGGGCCUCAGGACCCUGCCACAAAAGCAUCUUCUCGAUCCAGGAGAUCAGGGUCUCUGACUCGUGCGGGACCGCGGGCCUUCUGCUCUUGUUCCGCUUGCCCCGGCAGCUCUGCUUGCUGGCGUCGUCUGGGCCUGUGUCACAGCCGCAUCUUCGAUGUCCUCCUUCCUCGGGCCUGGCCGACCAUGCCAGGAAGAGGAUUUCCAAACCUCCUCACUUUCUACAGAAGACCUGAAAGAAAACACCCCACUCAUCGUAAUUCACGUGCUCCAAGCCCUCGGGACUGUUGCUGCGGCUCUGGGAGCCCUGGGGGCUGCCUACUACAUCACUGAAUCCUCGUGAACGAGCCCCAGGCCCGCGGUCCGGCAGAAGCCCUAGCCAAGAACUUGGAUGGGUAGAAGGAAAGACAUUUCUCUUCCUCUGCAUUUGCCUUCAAGUCUUUGCUCAAAUGUCAUCUUAAUGAAGUCCACCCUGACCACCUGCUUAGAACUGCAAAUCCCCACUUACUUUAUUCCCAUGACCCUCAGUCCUCUAUAAAACACUGUAAAAUUUA
Hyaena hyaena (striped hyena) is the source of this 1004-nucleotide messenger RNA. It is a transcript of the gene SPATA3, whose product is annotated as spermatogenesis associated 3. Lineage: Eukaryota; Metazoa; Chordata; Mammalia; Carnivora; Hyaenidae. Bases 136 to 783 code for a protein of 215 amino acids. The record is from RefSeq and is a predicted model, not a curated record. The transcript has 4 exons.